AUGAGUGGUCUGUCGUGUUAUCGUCGGGUCAACCAAUGGAUGGUAUUCUCGAGACAAUGGUCUAUAUAUGACGCCAAAUGGCAGGACGUGUUUGAUUCGGCAGAACUCGUGGCCCGACAUCUUCACGGGCGCCACAAACCCAUCUACGAUCCGGACCAGGAUUUCGGGGACCACGUGGUCGUCAUAAACGCCAAACACGUGGCGAUGCCGGGCGACGAGUGGCGGUACCGCUACUACUAUCACCACACCAACUAUGCCCGGGGCAAACACUGGGCCCCCGCACACGCCCUCCACAACAAAGACCCCACUCUUGUCUUAUAUAAAGCCAUAUAUAAAGCCGUCGGAAAUAUUAGACUCAAACGACAGGAAAUGAUCGCUCGCUUACAUAUGUAUCCCGAAGAAGCGGUUCCCAAACAUAUCCUUCAGAAUGUUUCGGAUCAGAUCAGACAACUCCGUCCCCUUUCCAAACGCGUCGAUGAGUUCACCGAAGAAGAGGUGAAAGAGUUUCCUAAGAUUUUCGAUUAUCCCGAAGACUAUGCCAUCAAAUAA
This is a messenger RNA of Oppiella nova, 549 nucleotides long. Lineage: Eukaryota; Metazoa; Arthropoda; Arachnida; Sarcoptiformes; Oppiidae. The record is from the annotation of a GenBank genome assembly.